Messenger RNA from Motacilla alba alba, 1308 nucleotides. Its product is annotated as dual specificity protein phosphatase 13-like. The transcript has 3 exons. The record is from RefSeq and is a predicted model, not a curated record. Gene Ontology annotation, molecular function: protein tyrosine/serine/threonine phosphatase activity; MAP kinase phosphatase activity. Gene Ontology annotation, biological process: negative regulation of MAPK cascade; protein dephosphorylation. Gene Ontology annotation, cellular component: cytoplasm. The coding region runs from base 127 to 705 and encodes 192 amino acids. NCBI's taxonomy places the organism in Eukaryota, Metazoa, Chordata, Aves, Passeriformes, Motacillidae.
GCCAGCCUGGCUGCCCGGCACCUGCCCCAGCCCAUCUCGCAGCGCCCCGGGCACUGAGCGGGGCUGGCAGCGCCCCUGUGCCGUGCCGCCGGCCGGCGGGAGCGGCCUCUCGCCCCGGCUCUCGGCAUGGCUGGGGCAGGGGCGCCGGACACCCAGGACCCUGAAGGCGCUGGGACAUGCCUGGAGGAUGUCCCCUCCCUCAAGGAAAUCGAGCAGCUCCUGAACACUGGGCGGCCCUCCUGCAAUCACGUUGAUGAAGUAUGGCCUAAUCUCUUCUUAGGAGACCUAGUAACAGCACACAAUAGAUUUGUUUUGUGGAAGAUGGGUGUGACCCAUGUUUUAAAUGCUGCCCAUGGAACAUCAUACAGCCACGGAGGCCAGGACUUUUAUGGAGCGACCAUUGAUUAUUAUGGUGUACCAGCCCAUGACCUGCCAAGCUUUGAUAUCAGCCAGUUCUUUUUCUCUGCUGCACAAUUUAUCCACAAUGCCUUGAACACGCCAGGAGCCAAAAUAUUGGUACAUUGUGCAGUUGGAGUAAGCAGAUCAGCUUCUCUAGUCCUAGCAUAUCUCAUGAUAAAUCACCACCUCACAUUAGUUGAAGCCAUCAAGACAGUGAAGGAGCAUCGAUGGAUUUCACCCAAUCGCGGUUUUCUAAAGCACCUGCGAAACCUGGAUGUUCAGCUACGGCAAAGGAAGGACUGCUGAACAGGCAACCCUAUCUACAUUCACUUUACUGAGUUUCACCCUUCAGAGCAGCUGUGCACAUACAACUUCCCAUGAUCAGUGCACAUUACAAAAAUGAAGACAGUUAUGCAUCAACAUAAAAGGCCAAGAGAAUGGUAAAUGGAUUAAUUCUGAUAACUCAGUCCCUCCAAAACCAGCACAGCCAACAGCAGCACUAAAACCACUGCACAGGGUGGAACUGCUGCACCUUGAGUGGUGCUACUGGAUGAAUCCACUGAAGUGGUUAAGACAGACCAAGUUUGUCCCUGGUUUCUGCUCAUGCCAGAGGCAAGUUCAAUAUUUGCAUCCAGCUGUAAAGGAUGUUUGAGUCCCCUUUACUUGGGAGUGUAACAUAAUCAUCUUUCUCUGUUUGGUUACAGUUCUCACAUGCAUGUUCUCUUAAGAAAAAUUUUGUGUUUCAGUUUCAGGCCUGAUGAUGUGACAAGGACAGUUUCUUGAGAGCCCAGGCACUCCUACAGAAACGUUCCUCUUUUUCUGGUCUGCUAAAUAUUAUGGUGUGUCAACCACAAGACACACACCAUCAGAAUAAAUGUUUGUGAUACUUCUGCAGCCUGAGUCAGCAAA